AUGGAUAAAGUCAGUCUGACCAUCGCUUCUCAUCUGAGCUGCAUGUUAUGCAGCCAGCCUCUGUACCAUGCGGUGUCUCUUCCUUGUGGCCACUCCAUCUGCCGACUCUGCCUAGAGGCAGCAAAGAAGACUGCAGCUGGGGAAAACAUUCACCCUGAGGUCACCUGCCCAACCUGCCAAGAGCCCACAGAGCACUGGCAUUUCCCCACCAACCCACUCCUGGGUCACAUCAUUUGCCAUCUGAAGGAACGCAGAAAGGCUGCAGAGCAGAUGAAGAAAUGCUGGGAAGGCAACCGCAGGGCAGGGGACAAAGUGCCCUGUGGUCUUUGUAAACCCAAAAACAAGGCUUGCAAAUUCUGCAGGACUUGUGAGUUUAACUACUGCAAGAAGUGCCUCAAGAAUUAUCACCAAGGUCCUGAUUUUGAGGCCCAUAUCCUGAGCACGCCCUUGCCAGAAACCUUGAGAUCGUGCACAAACCACUGGGAGGAAAGUCUGACACACUUCUGCUUCAGUGACCACACUGGUGUCUGUGGCAGCUGUGUACAGCAGGACCAUGAAGACCACCAUGUGGCCACCUUGGAUGAUGCCUGUCUCAGCAGAAAGAGGAGUUUACAUGCUACCUUACAGCAUGCCAAACAUGUGCUGGCAGAGUGUAUGAAUGAGGUAAGAGCAGUGAAGGACAGGUCAAGUGACGUGAGCAAGAGGGGUGAGGAGUUCAAACAAAGACUGAGGGACGGCUUCACUGCCCUCCAUACCUCCCUGCUAGAUCAAGAGGAGCUACUCCUCACACAGUUUGACAACGUGGUCAGAAAUGCACAGACGGAGGGCAGUUACUUCAUCAAACUUGCUGAGGUCCAUCUGAAUUCCCUAGACAGUUUCCUGAUGAUUUUAGAAGAGGCUCUGCAAGAACCGGACGAAAUUGUCUUCCUUCAGGGCAUAGACAGUCUGAUGCAGCUUCUUGCCAAGGCUGUAGAUAACCUUCCCAAGUCAGGACAUAAUCUCCAGGAUGAUCCUCUGAGAAAUGUGGAACUGGAUUUCCAAGGCCUGUUAGGUAAAGUUCAGGGCCUGCUAAAGGAGCACCUCAACUGUGGCAUGACUGCUGACUCAAGGAGUAGCGUGGAGGUGGAUCAUGUGGAGACAGAGGCUCAGGAGGACAAGAGGGAAUCUGAAGAGGAAAUAGAGGCAGCUGAAGAAGACAAUGAGGAGCUGUUCAGCCUACCUGCAGGAGACACAGGCCGAGAACCCCAGGAUCUCUCUCUGCUGCCCAGAGCUCCAAUUAUCUACCAGCACAAUGUGAAGGGUUUCAAAGUGGAGAUAUUCUGGAUGAUGCCCAUGGGGGAGGAUGUGGAGUCAUUUGACGUUCAACUCCGGGAGGUUCUUAACGCAGAGGCAAGCGACGGAGAGCAAGUGUUGGUGGAAAACCUGAAGACCUGCUGCUUUGAGACUGAAAUCCUCACCCAGAACAGCCAGUACUCGUUCAGAGUGCGCUCUGUUAACAAAUAUGGCCCAGGCCGCUGGAGUGAGCCAUACUGGGUCAACACAAAAAACCUUGACAGUGAGAUUACAGUUGCAGACCCAAUCCUGGAUAUGUAA
This is a messenger RNA of Chanos chanos (milkfish), 1593 nucleotides long. Its product is annotated as tripartite motif-containing protein 42-like. The transcript is spliced from 4 exons. The record is from RefSeq and is a predicted model, not a curated record. Gene Ontology annotation, molecular function: protein binding; zinc ion binding. Bases 1 to 1593 code for a protein of 530 amino acids. NCBI's taxonomy places the organism in Eukaryota, Metazoa, Chordata, Actinopteri, Gonorynchiformes, Chanidae.